This is a messenger RNA of Clupea harengus (Atlantic herring), 1903 nucleotides long. It is a transcript of the gene lcmt1, whose product is annotated as leucine carboxyl methyltransferase 1. The record is from RefSeq and is a predicted model, not a curated record. Gene Ontology annotation, cellular component: cytosol. Gene Ontology annotation, biological process: C-terminal protein methylation. Gene Ontology annotation, molecular function: protein C-terminal leucine carboxyl O-methyltransferase activity. NCBI's taxonomy places the organism in Eukaryota, Metazoa, Chordata, Actinopteri, Clupeiformes, Clupeidae.
GCGCUUUGCAUUGUGGGAAAUCACAGGAAGCGGAUGUGUACAUGUGAUGUGCAGCUUGUGUAUGUAGCAGGGUUGAUUAGAGUCUCGGUUUGGGUUGUGUCUGAGAAUACUUGCCUUGUUUUUUUAAAAACUUCUAUCAUACACUGAAUAAAAUAUUGCACCUUGCUCUGGAGUUGUAGCUAGCCAUUCGGAAUUUGCUAGCAUUCCAUCACAGCCAGUGGUAACUGCUGGGUACAGUUAGCUAAAGAGUGAAUUACAAAGAUAUAGCCUGGUAUAGCUAUGCAACUAGUCAGUUAGCCAGCUAUCUGAAACGUAUACAUUUACUGUACAUUUAUUCAAGACUUUUUUUUAUCGCAUGAGCACAUGGCAUCUCGGCAGCCUUUCACAGAUUCCGAUACUGCAGAUGAAGCAGUUCGGGCAACUUGCGACGACGCAUCAACGUGUAAAAGAUUUGCAACCAGUAAAGGCUAUUGGACAGAUCCUUAUAUCCAGUAUUUUGUGAGGCAGACAGGUGAACGAAAAGCUCCCGAGAUCAACCGAGGUUAUUAUGCCCGAGUUCACGGAAUGAACCAACUGCUGGAUGCUUUUCUCAGAAAGUGUGAGUGUAACUGCCAGGUGGUGAAUCUUGGAGCAGGGCUAGACACCACCUUCUGGAGAUUAAAGGGUAUAAACAUGAUGCCAAAGAAGUAUUUUGAAGUUGAUUUCCCAAUGAUUGUAGCUAGGAAGAUACACAACAUCAAGACAAAACCGCCUUUAUCCAAACCACUUAUUGAGACUCACUCAACCGACUCUCUUCUGUUUGAUGGCCACUGCCUGGACUCUGAUCGAUAUUGUAUCAUCGGCGCUGAUCUUAGGGACCUUCCAGACCUAGAGGACAAGUUGAAGAAGUUUCAGAUGAACGCUGAAUUACCUACAGUGUUUUUGUCAGAGUGUGUGUUGGUCUACAUGACACCGGAGCAGUCGUCAAAGCUGGUGAACUGGGUGUCAGACACGUUUCACACGGCUAUGUUCAUCAACUACGAACAGGUGAACAUGGCUGACCGCUUUGGCCAGGUGAUGGUGGAGAACCUGCUGAGGCGCCAGUGCACACUGGCAGGAGUUCAGGUGUGCCAGUCUCUGGAGACACAGAAGGAGCGCUUUCUGUCAAAUGGAUGGGAGAAUGCCGAAGCUCUAGACAUGAUGACGAUCUACAGUAUUUUGCCACAGGUUGACAUAGCCAGAAUGGAACAUUUGGAGUUUUUGGACGAAAAGGAACUCCUCCAGCAGCUCCUUCAACACUACAGCAUCUGCUGGGCAUCCAAGGACAAGCUCAGGCUAGGACUCUCCCAGGUCGCCUUCUGAUGACCGCGGGCCGAACAGCUGUGAAGAUGUCUCAAAGUGCCAUUCUCGACACGCGCUGGAGGAGAGGAAGAGGGAAGUCGUCUGAACAAUAGGUUUCCUCUUAACAGCGACACUAAAACAUGGAAACCACCACCCUCAGCAGUUUAGUGGGGUUUUUUUUCUCUGUCUUCUCUGUUGUUGACGUCGCCUUUUGCUUUCCACACCCAUGGAUUUUUCGUGUUGUUUUCACAUUGAAUGAGAUUGGAUCCAACCAUAUCUCAGAUCAAAGCAGUCAUCGCACUGAAGUCAACUGCAUAGUAUUUCUACUACUGGAACAUUCAUUCAUUACUAGUUCAUUUAGAGACAGUUUCAGGCUCAUGAAAGUGUUCUUAUUAUGUUGCUAUUUAUUUGUAGUGUUUGGGUUAUCUAGAAAACAGUAUGUUUUUUCAGACAUCCGGUGUUAUUAUUUGAUUGUCGAAUGCUCCAAUUUUAUUUUAUGGGUUGUGGCAUGGAAUUGCUAUUCUGUGGAUACAGUUCAAUAUAUGAAUAACUACCAUUGCUAAUUAAAGUAUUGACUAAAGCA